GACGGAUGCAUGCUUGCUUGCCUGAACGAACUUAAGCAAAGCUUCUGCUGCAGCUAAACUAACGCACAGAUAGCGCUUACACAGGUGCGGAUAGCGGGGGGAAGAAGGGGACGGGUAUCUUGUCCCAGUCUGGGCCAGCUAAAGAGUAAAUCCACAUUCCGUGGAUUGAACCACAGAGCCAGAAGGACUCAGGAUUUGGAAACGUCAAACCGAUUGCAUCCGCAGUCGAACAGUGACUUAAGCCUGUUUUAAGACCGAUUCAUUUUCUGUGAUUGACCGAGGUAACUCCGAGAAGAAUGCUGCCUGCCUCUUCAGGUGCUGAGGUUCAGUGCAGUGUUACAAUUGAAUACCUCAACACUGCUGGCCAGGCGACCAAGCGCAGAACUAUUCACAAUGCCAUUAUCACCCUCGGACGCAAUGAAUUCCGUGAUAUCCUUGUUCGCGUGCACGACGGCAAGCUGUCGCAAAGCUUUAUCCUGCGUGAAAUCCAACUUUUCACACAGUUUAUUCGGGAUGGGAAGAGUUCCAUCAAAUUGAUUCCAGAUAAUAUUCAGAUCCUAGUUUCGAACUGUCCACCAGAUAAGCUAAAAGUGUUCUUUAAAACUCUUUCCAUCAAAUACGCAGCAGAUAAGAAGGCCAGCAAACCAGUCAGUGAGCGAGCCCGGCUGCGAUCCACGCUCCCCCGGAUAUUUGAUACAAUCAGCCCAGUGCAAGUACAGGACGUGAAAAAGGCAAAUGGGCUUGAAUCGCAUGGAACUGUGCGAACACCAAUUUCAACCAAGGGGCUGAAGGAUCGAAUAAACAGCAUGGGACCAAGCAGGCACACAAAGCGACCCCGGAGCAUCUCAUCGGAAAACUGUCCGGACACCGAGCUAAAGUCUGCCAAAAAGCCCAUCUUGUCGAUGCCGAGUGGACGGAAGCUCUCAAAGGAACAGUCACAUGUCCUUAGCACGAUCCUGAAAGGAAAGAAUAUCUUCUUCACUGGAAGUGCUGGAACUGGAAAAUCUUUUUUACUGAAGAGAAUUGUGGGCGCAUUGCCACCAAAGAGCACCUAUGCCACAGCGAGUACUGGAGUGGCUGCCUGUCACAUUGGAGGAACAACUCUCCAUGCAUUUGCAGGAAUUGGAUCAGGAAAAGCUCCCUUACAACAAUGUGUAGAGCUGGCUCAGAGAUCCGGGAUUAUGAGACACUGGCAAAACUGCAGACAUCUUAUCAUAGAUGAAAUCUCCAUGGUAGAAGGAGAAUUCUUUGACAAACUUGAAGCAGUGGCCAGGAUUGUUCGUAAAUGUGAUGAGCCAUUUGGUGGAAUCCAGCUGAUAGUUUGUGGAGAUUUUCUACAACUUCCUCCUGUGUCCCGAAACAAAGAAAAAUACAAAUUUUGCUUCCAGGCUAAGAGUUGGCAGAAAUGUAUCCAGGUAAAUAUGGAACUAACGGAGGUCCGAAGACAAACUGAUAAAAAGUUCAUUGCAAUAUUGCAGUUUAUUCGUCUUGGGAGAUGUCCAGAAGAAGUUGCUGUCCAGUUGAUCAACACAGCCAACCAAAAAAUUGACCGGGAUGGAAUCUUAGCAACACAGCUAUGCACGCACAAGGAUGAUGUGGAAUUAACUAAUAAGCACAGGCUCCAGCAACUACCAGGGGAAUUGCAUACAUAUCAAGCUAUUGACAGUGAUCCCAUGUUUGUACAAACAUUAAAUGCUCAAUGUCCUGCAGGUCAGACACUGCAGCUGAAGAAAGGGGCACAGGUGAUGCUGACGAGAAAUCUGGACACAGACAAGGGAAUGGUAAAUGGUGCUCGAGGAGUUGUCAUUGGCUUUGAAUCUGGAAACAUACCUCUUCCCCAAGUCAGAUUUUUGUGCGGUGUAAUGGCGACGAUAAAGCCAGAACGUUGGAUGAUUAAAGGUUUAGGUGGAUCCUACCUGACGAGACAUCAGCUGCCUCUGAAGUUAGCCUGGGCCAUCUCCAUUCACAAGAGUCAGGGCAUGUCAUUAGACUGUGUGGAAAUCUCACUGGCACGUGUGUUUGAAAGCGGGCAGGCAUAUGUGGCGCUGUCUCGUGCUCGAAGCUUGGAAGGUCUUCGAGUGAUGGACUUUGACAGGAGAGUGGUCCAUGCUAACACAGACGUCCUGAAUUUUUAUAGCAGAUUAAAAAAGGAAAGGAUCCUGAUGCAGUCUUCACUGGAUGGUUACAUUGAAACUGAAAAUCAGGAAAACGAGAUGCCUGGAAGACUAUAGGGUGUUUCUCAAAGCAAAUCCUAACCUUCACCAUCAUCGUCUGAGAAGCUCCAUUUUGAUCUUGAUCAUUUUAACUUAUGCUGAUAUUACAAAUAUUUUAUAAACACAGGCCUUGUCCUUUUUUUACAUUUUAAAUUAGCAGUCAGGUGUUAUUUAUGGAAUCAAAGCUGAAAUUAGUGUUGUGGAAUGAGAAAUGUCAAUGGCAAUUUUCUAAUCACCAACAA
Stegostoma tigrinum is the source of this 2455-nucleotide messenger RNA. RefSeq names its product PIF1 5'-to-3' DNA helicase homolog (S. cerevisiae) (gene pif1). The transcript has 13 exons. Lineage: Eukaryota; Metazoa; Chordata; Chondrichthyes; Orectolobiformes; Stegostomatidae. Bases 297 to 2231 code for a protein of 644 amino acids. Gene Ontology annotation, biological process: DNA repair; telomere maintenance. The record is from RefSeq and is a predicted model, not a curated record. Gene Ontology annotation, molecular function: DNA helicase activity; ATP hydrolysis activity.